Molecule: messenger RNA, 2296 nt
Organism: Camelina sativa (false flax)
Lineage: Eukaryota; Viridiplantae; Streptophyta; Magnoliopsida; Brassicales; Brassicaceae
Source: RefSeq, a predicted model, not a curated record
UUGUCACCUCCCUGCGCAAAUUAGGGCUUCUCCUUCGCAAGACUGUGUGUGUGUGUGUGUGUGUUCGUUCACUCCCUACCUUAAAAUCAGUACUCUCUCUCUCUCUCUCUGUCACUCUCCAUCUCUAUCUUUUGCAACUUCUCUGUUUCUAUUCUCUUGACGCAUUUGUAUGAAUUAGUCUUUGUUUUAAGAAGAUGAACGAAAUUUUGGUGAUUUCAAGAACAGCGAUUCUCCAGUUUCAAAUUUCUUCCUCGGUUUAUCGAAUGCCCAUCUUGUGAUGACCGUUGUUGUUCAGCAUCCAAAAAUGCAGAGUGCUGAAAAUGUCGGAUGAUGCUGGACAGAUGUUGCUCAUCUAUGAUGAUCCCUCAGAUCAGAGAUCACUGUCUUUGGACGAUGCUAGUAGUUCUGAGGAAUCUCCAGACGGGACUACCCUCUCUUUAGAAGCAGUUCACGAUGCCAUUCCAUACAACGGACAGAGGUUCCUUACGCAUGAUGCUGCUUACGAGUUCUACAGUACGUUUGCUAAGCGUUGCGGGUUCUCCAUACGUCGUCACAGGACAGAAGGCAAAGACGGAAUUGGCAAAGGACUCACCAGGCGGUACUUUGUUUGCCAUCGUGCUGGUAACACACCUGUCAAAACUCUUAGUGAAGGUAAACCACAGAGAAACAGAAGAUCUUCUCGUUGCGGUUGUCAAGCAUACUUGAGGAUCAGUAAAAUUACUGAGUUAGGUUCAACGGAAUGGCUUGUUACGGGUUUCGCUAAUCACCACAAUCAUGAACUCCUAGAACCAAAUCAAGUUCGUUUUCUUCCUGCAUAUAGGUCCAUAUCAGAUGCAGAUAAAAGUAGGAUUUUGAUGUUUUCAAAGACUGGAAUUUCAGUUCAGCAGAUGAUGAAGCUCUUGGAGCUUGAGAAGUGUGUCGAGCCUGGCUUUUUACCAUUCACUGAGAAGGAUGUCAGAAAUUUGCUUCAGUCAUUCAAGAAACUUGAUCCUGAUGAUGAGAACAUCGAUUUCUUGAGGAUGUGCCAAAGUAUAAAGGAGAAAGACCCUAACUUUAAGUUCGAGUUUACUCUAGAUGCAAAUGACAAGUUGGAAAACAUUGCCUGGUCAUAUGCUUCUUCCAUUCAGUCAUAUGAAAUCUUUGGAGAUGCUGUAGUUUUCGAUACAACACAUCGCUUAAGUGCAGUUGAGAUGCCACUUGGAAUAUGGGUUGGAGUUAAUAACUAUGGUGUGCCUUGCUUCUUUGGUUGUGUGCUUUUACGGGAGGAAAAUUUGAGAUCGUGGUCGUGGGCACUACAGGCAUUCACAGGGUUCAUGAAUGGGAAGGCACCUCAAACGAUAUUAACAGACCAUAAUAUGUGUCUCAAAGAAGCCAUAGCUGGAGAGAUGCCAACCACUAAGCAUGCACUCUGCAUAUGGAUGGUUGUUGGAAAGUUUCCAUCCUGGUUUAAUGCUGGUCUUGGGGAGCGGUACAACGACUGGAAAUCUGAAUUUUAUCGCCUCUACCAUCUGGAAUCCGUUGAGGAGUUUGAGUUGGGUUGGAGAGACAUGGUGAACUCUUUUGGACUGCACACUAACAGACACAUAAACAACUUGUAUGCCUCACGUUCCAUGUGGUCUUUACCAUAUUUGAGAAGUCAUUUUUUAGCUGGAAUGACUUUGACUGGCCGAUCCAAAGCUAUUAACGCCUUCAUACAGAGGUUCUUGAGCGCACAAACCCGGCUAGCUCACUUCGUAGAACAAGUGGCUGUUGCUGUGGAUUUCAAAGACCAAGCUACAGAACAGCAAACAAUGCAGCAGAAUCUUCAAAACAUUAGCCUAAAAACUGGAGCCCCCAUGGAAUCUCACGCAGCCUCGGUCCUCACUCCUUUCGCGUUCUCCAAGCUCCAAGAACAGCUUGUGCUUGCAGCUCACUAUGCAUCGUUCCAGAUGGAUGACGGGUAUCUCGUGAGGCACCACACAAAACUGGAUGGAGGAAGAAAAGUCUAUUGGGUUCCACAAGAAGGCAUCAUAAGCUGCAGUUGCCAACUGUUUGAGUUCUCUGGGUUCCUCUGCAGGCACGCACUCCGUGUUCUCUCUGUCUCUGAAUCAGCUAAAUCGAAGGAGAGGCUAGAUAUAGCAACUGAGCAAACCUCAAUCCUCUUAUCCCGCAUCAGAGAGCAGCCAGUCUCUUCUUCACUUGCUCUCCGAGACAUUUCUUCUGUGCAGAGGAAUUUUUGAUACCGCAAUGCUAUGCGUGUCUAACGAUUUUUAGAUAAAAUUAUUACUUUGUUAACCUAAUCUUACAAGGAAACUUU